AUGGGGAACACUGCAUCUGUGCAAACUGAGGCUUCAGAUUCAGCGCAGCAACCUGCCACGACAGCUCCUGCACCUGAGACGAAGCCGAAAAAGAAGAUCUGCUGCGUUUGCCCAGAUACAAAGAAGCUGAGAGACGACUGCAUCGUGCAGAAUGGUGAGGAUGCCUGCGGAAAGUUCAUCGAAGCCCACCUGCAAUGCCUGAGAGCCGAAGGGUUCAGCAUCUGGCGUGUUGCUCCAUCAUGGCAACUCCACACCUGUUUCUGCAGUAAUCUGAUUUUGAUCAUGAACAGCAUGAUGAAUAAGAACUUCUGGUAG
Molecule: messenger RNA, 315 nt
Organism: Miscanthus lutarioriparius
Lineage: Eukaryota; Viridiplantae; Streptophyta; Magnoliopsida; Poales; Poaceae
Source: the annotation of a GenBank genome assembly